This is a messenger RNA of Loxodonta africana (African savanna elephant), 13492 nucleotides long. It is a transcript of the gene CLIP4, whose product is annotated as CAP-Gly domain containing linker protein family member 4. The coding region runs from base 122 to 2230 and encodes 702 amino acids. Gene Ontology annotation, biological process: cytoplasmic microtubule organization. The record is from RefSeq and is a predicted model, not a curated record. Gene Ontology annotation, cellular component: nucleus; microtubule plus-end; cell cortex. Gene Ontology annotation, molecular function: microtubule plus-end binding. NCBI's taxonomy places the organism in Eukaryota, Metazoa, Chordata, Mammalia, Proboscidea, Elephantidae. The transcript is spliced from 16 exons.
GCGCUGCUCGGCGUGACUGUUGCCGGGCGGAGGGGCGCGCCUCUCGGCUUUUCCUCCGCGCCCCCGCGGCCCCAGCGCGCCGCCCGAGAGGACCCGGAGGAGGCAGGUGGCUUUCUAGAAGAUGACCAUAGAGGACCUUCCAGAUCUUUCAUUAGAAGGAAAUCCUUUGAUCGGAAGAUACCCGUUUUUGUUUCCAGUUUCUGAUACACCAGUUAUCUUUUCUGUUUCUGCAGCACCAAUGCCUUCAGACUGUGAGUUUUCUUUCUUUGAUCCUAAUGAUGCAUCGUGCCAGGAAAUUCUCUUUGAUCCCAAAACUUCAGUAUCAGAAUUAUUUGCCAUUUUAAGACAGUGGGUUCCUCAGGUCCAGCAGAACAUUGACAUUAUUGGAAAUGAGAUUCUCAAGAGAGGUUGCAAUGUGAACGACAGAGAUGGAUUGACAGAUAUGACUCUUUUACAUUAUACCUGCAAGUCUGGAGCUCAUGGUAUUGGUGAUGUUGAGACCGCUGUAAAAUUUGCAACUCAACUUAUGGAUCUGGGAGCAGAUGCUAGUUUGCGGAGUCGCUGGACAAACAUGAAUGCUUUGCAUUAUGCUGCUUAUUUUGAUGUCCCAGAGCUUGUUAGAGUGAUUUUGAAGACAUCUAAACCAAAAGAUGUGGAUGCCACUUGCAGUGACUUUAACUUUGGAACAGCUCUGCACAUUGCAGCAUAUAAUUUGUGUGCAGGUACUGUGAAAUGCUUACUGGAGCAUGGAGCAAAUCCUGCAUUUAGGAAUGACAAAGGACAGAUCCCUGCUGAUGUUGUUCCAGACCCAGUAAAUAUGCCGCUAGAGAUGGCAGAUGCAGCAGCAACUGCCAAAGGAAUCAAGCAGAUGCUGCUGGAUGCGGUGCCUCUGUCAUGUGAUAUCUCAAAGGCGAUGCUUCCAAAUUAUGAUCAUGUUACUGGCAAGGCAAUGCUGACAUCACUUGGCCUGAAGUUGGGGGAUCGUGUUGUUAUUGCAGGACAAAAGGUUGGAACAUUAAGGUUUUGUGGAACAACUGAAUUUGCAAGUGGGCAGUGGGCUGGUGUUGAACUGGAUGAACCAGAAGGAAAAAACAAUGGAAGCGUUGGAAAAGUCCAGUAUUUUAAAUGUGCCCCCAAAUAUGGUAUUUUUGCACCUCUUUCAAAGAUAAGUAAAGCAAAAGACCGAAGGAAGAAUAUGGUACACACUUCUUCCACAAAAGCUGUACCUCUCAUCAGGUCCCAGAGAAUUGAUGUAACCCAUGUAACGUCAAAAGUAAACACUGGAUUAAUGACCUCAAAAAAAGAUAGUGCUUCUGAAUCAACACUUUCAUUAGCUCCUGGUGAAGAAUCGAAAACUGUAACAGAGAAAGAUGUUACCCUGCUUGGAUCCAUCAGCAGCUCCUCCUCUACAUCUUCUUUGGAACACAGACAGAGCUACCUCAAGAAAUUGAGUGCAAGUGGCAAUAACAAGAAGACAGUGAGCAAAAGCUCUUCUGUUUCAUCUCGAGCCAGUGCUGGUUUGAAUUCCUCAGCAACAUCUGUAGCAAAUGAUACCCGUCGUGCUGGAGACCUCCGCCUUGGAGACAGAGUGUUGGUGGUAGGCCAGAGAAUUGGUACCAUUAAGUUCUUUGGGACAACAAACUUUGCUCCAGGAUAUUGGUACGGUAUUGAGCUUGAAAAACCCCAUGGCAAGAAUGAUGGUUCAGUUGGAGGUGUGCAGUACUUUAGUUGUUCUCCAAGAUACGGCAUAUUUGCUCCCCCGUCCAGGGUGCAAAGAAUAACAGAUUCCGUGGAUACUCUUUCAGAAAUUUCAUCAAAUAAACAGAAUCAAUCUUAUCCUGGUUUUAGGAGAAGUUUCAGUACAACUUCUGCUUCUUCCCAAAAAGAGAUUAACAGAAGAAAUACUUUUGCCAAAUCAAAAACUGCUUUGCGUCGUAGUUGGAGCAGCACUACUGCUACUAUUGAAGGGAGCGUGAAGCUGCGAGAGGGCGCUCAGGUCCUCCUCACCAGUUCUAAUGAGAUGGGUACUGUUAGGUACGUGGGCCCCACAGGCUUUGCUUCGGGUGUGUGGCUUGGACUUGAGCUUCGAAGUGCCAAGGGAAAGAAUGAUGGAGCAGUCGGUGACAAACGCUACUUUACGUGUAAGCCAAACCACGGAGUCUUAGUUAGACCAAGCAGAGUAACCUACCGGGGAAUUAAUGGGUCAAAGCUUGUGGAUGAGAAUUGUUGAGUUAAACUUGUAAACAAUUAAACGAGCUCUAGCAUACUAGUAUACUAUAUAGUGUAUGUAUAUGCAUAAGUGGUAUACACACACACAAACGGGAUAGAGCUAGUAUAUGUGUAUAAAUCUAUAAAUAAAAUAUAGGGUAUAAAAUAGAGUCCAUGGUUUAUGGACUAUUUAUCCAGCCAUUAUUUAAAUGUUGAAAAUAUGGUUAUCUUCACGAAAACCAUUACACCUAUUCCUCACUUAUCGACUAUCUCGUUAUCCAACAUUUUCCAUUUAUGACAAUAGUAAAAAAAAAAAUCAGUUAUCCCACUACUCUGUAUAUUAAUGAGGAGCCAAGGCAAGAGGAGGUUGGGGAGAGUUUGUGAGAGGGAGGGAGAGUAGUACCCGGGUGCGGGAGGAGCCAGGCCAGGCCCGUGGCUAGCAUCGAGCGGGUGGGUAGGAGGCAGGGGCAGCCAGGCCACAGGAGUUGGGCAGGGGGCUCAGAAGUCUCUUCCAGAGAAGUUUCUCUGCCACCUCUGCAGCCAGCACUGGGCCCAGGUGGUCAGGCCUCAACUGCCUGCAGGCCUGGGAGCUGCCUGCUGCCAAGGGCUGUCUCUGGGGCGGGUGGAACAGGAAGGUGAAGAGGCCAGGCGUGAUGGUCCCCGCUGAGGCCUGGAGUGCGGCCAGGCGAUGGUGGGCUCCUGCUGCCCUGGGGGCUGCAGGCAACCACCGCCAACCACCACCACUGACACCCAGCCCCUGCGGGCUCCCAGUGGUGGGGGAGGGCCUGCUGGGGGCACCCGAGGGCAGUGAGUGACCAGGGGUGGGGUUGGGGGGACACCCGCUGAAGACGGGUGCAGUCUGGUCUCUCACUUAAUGCGGUUUUCGCAAAAUGACCUGAUUGUUGGAACCUAGCCUUGUGGAUAAGUGAGGAGUGGGUGUGUAACAUUUCAGAGAGAAUUCUUAAAAAACCCGGAAGUAUGACUUCCGGCCCUGAUACUCAAAAUAGAAAUAUUACAUUACCAUGAUUCUCUUAAAAUAAUUUAAAGAUAAGAAAAUUUUAAGGCUUUAUACCCAUGAAAAUUCUGGUAGUUAAGAAAAAAAUGUGCCAUUAGAUUACCAACUGAUGUAUUACUUUGCUUACUGUUUCAUUUUUGCCCAUGACAUUGCAUUUUUCAUAGUGCCCAUAAUUGUGAAGGUUUUCACUAGCUUUGGUUAAUACAUGGUAUUCACAUGACCUUUUCCUGCUAAGCAUUUUUGGAGUUUUUAAUCCCUUUCUGUGCUUUAUUAUUAAUAAGUACAAAAAGCUAGAGAUUUUUCAUAUUUUUCUGUAAAUUAUUUGCCUUUUCAGGGAUGCCUCAUAUAAAGGUAUGUUAGGAUUUCAGGGUUGAAGGGGGCCCUAGAGGCCCUCCAGCUCAGCCUCUUGCCCAUUGCCAACUAAGGAAAUGCAAGUCUAAAGCGGUUGUUCUAUAACCAGGGCCGCUUAGCUAUAGCUCGCUGCUUGACAGAGCUGAGCAUAGAGUUUGGUCUCUUGCCUCAUGGCUCAGUGCUCUUUCCUUUAUACAGUGUGUGUAAUCUCAGAUUUUUCUUUUGUGCUGCCUGGCUGACUCAUCCGGAUGCCUACAAAAACCCAUGAUUAACAUUUAUGAAUUCAAGUCAUAAUUAGAAUUUUUUUGCAUGUAAUUAAGUUUCUUAUUGGACUUAUCUGUAAAAUACACAUAACACACACACGAGAAGCACUUUUAAAACACAAUGCACUUUCACCUUUAUGGAGAAUUUGUCAUCAUUUCCUCCUAGGAUAUGAACAACAUUUUUAAAAAACGUAUUUAAGAGAGCAAAGUAAGAUGUGUUGAGAAGAGUGUAGUAAUUCAUUAAGUGUUUAUGAUUUCUCGACUUUAGUUUUAUUUUUCAUAAAACUGGUUUUGUGUUUGCUAUUGUUGCUGUUUUUAUAUUUCCAGUUGUUGCAGAGUUCAGCCUGUUAUAAAGCUACCGAACUGUAUCAGGUUGUAUCUUCCAUCCUGUGCGCGUUAACAAAUCUAAGCUUUGUAGUAGAGUGAUGUAAUGAUGGAAGUGCUUAUGUUGUGGUAUGUACUGAACUCUGUGUCCUAUAUGUGUAAAGGCUUACCUUUCAUUGUAGAUAUUUAGACUUUAUGUUACCACAGAAAUAGUGGAACAGUUUCCUUUAUAAAAUUAAAAGUAUCAUUCAGAAUGGAGCUCUCUUUGUGCUUAGAAAUAAUAUGUUGAACUAUUUUGCAAUAUACUAUUUUUAAUCUAAAUCCUGUUGCUUUGUUGCCUUUUUUAAAGUGUGGUAUUUCAAAGAUUGCUAGAGCUAUUUUCCUGAAAUGCAUUUGCAAAAUAAGGCUGCUUUGUAAUCCAAGUAUAUUUUUUAUUGACUGAAGAAAAUGUACUAUAAUUCAAAAGUAAACUUAUUUUAUUAUACAGUUUAUUGCUUAAAAACUGUGUUUGUACCCUAGCAUGAAGUCCGUUGACUGCACUGGCCUUGGAUGGCCACAUUCUUCCUGUCAGAUACUAAACAGCCCAGGUUAGAAGCAGUAAUGCAACACUGAAUUUAUUUUCAAGGCCAAAGAACCAGUUGUUUUCUUUGUACUAGAUUAAGAUUAUUAAAUCCAUAUAAAGUAUAUGUUUACAUCUAAUAUACAUACAAAUGAGAUGUUUGCAUUUGUGCCUAGCUUAUUAAAUGUCAUUCAAAGUUUACUUCUUGAGCAUUAAUAAAAAGGGAAGCUGUUGUGGCUUUGGAAUUGUAUCUUGUCAUUUACCCUGUCUGCACCUGUCCUUUUCUUGGCAGCUCAGGCUGCAUAUGCUUCGUACUUAACACUUGUAUUUUCUCUUAGAAAUGGCUUGGAUUUGCCCUAUCCCUACAGUCUUAAUAAGUAUCAUACUUUCUACUCAACAAAUAAAGUUAUGUGUUUAGCUACCUUCUUGUAAGUAUCGUUUUGAUGGGUAGAGAGUCAUUUUAGGAAAGAGCAUGUUUCUGUAGUUUUCUAACAUCUCUUUAACCUUCUUUUAUACAGCUAGGGCUUCAUUUGUUUAUUUAGGGCAGGUGGAACACUUUGAAUUUAGAUGAAACAAACGGGUAUAAAUAAUAACCUACAUUCUAGUAGAGAGCUUUAUUUUUAUAUUUUAGAAUAAUUUGGGGGAAAUAUUUUUAAGAGCAUGAAAAUCUUCAGAUACAGAUGUUUUGCUGUAUUUGAAUAGAAGCUUUUAAUCUCGGUCUGAUUCCCUUGCACCCUCCUGCCCAGAACUCUUUGUCCCCCUCUCCCGUUUUUAGCUUUCUUCUUAGCAUUUUCCACUGUUGGUCCUGCCAGACUUUUACUUAUGUAUUUCUCUUUUCCCCCACCAGACUGAAGGAUGGAUUUUGAACUGUUUUGUUCAUCACUUUAUAUCUAAUACCUGGAAUAAACCUGGGCACCUAGUAGAUGCUCAGUUAAUGUUCGUUGAAUGAACGAAGGCAGUGAAGACCACUGAUUGUUUAAAACAUAGCUCUUAUCUAGCUAGCUUUAGAUACCAGGCCCUGAGAGACUCAGUCACAGCACACAGAAAUUUUGCUAGGUAAAGGGGGCAGGGGGACAGGAGAGGUUUGAAUCAUGGCUGCCCAUCUUUGUCCCCAAAGAGUGACAUGUAGGAGACAGAAAGAUGUCAUGGUAGGGCUAGGGAAGGGGCAGGAAAGCCACAACAGGGUUACCUAAGAUGACUGCUUAACUCUUUUGCUUGGGACCACCUUUGGAGUUCUGUUUUCAUAUGAUGAUACUUUAGAGAACACAAUAAUAAAGUGCUUGAUCUAAUAUAGCUAGAAUGAACUGUCCAUAGUGCUGGACUCCCAUGCUAAGCAUUUUUGUUUCAGCUAGAAUUUUCUUUUGAGGUCGCCUAUUUAGAACAUAUGAAAAUUGGCCAAUGGCCAGAAACCAAAUGUGUUAAGAAUCAUUCUUAUUGGAGAGACAGAUCUAGUAAUUUUAACUACUCACGGUGCAUCUGUUAUCUAAAUGAUUGACUCAGACAUAUUAAUAUGUACCACCGCGUUGCAAGCCAAUAGAAUUUAUUUUUAAUUUUUUCUUCAUGCCCUUUGCUUCACUACACUUACAUAAUACAUAUAGUUAAUACAAAACUCACAUUAUCACAUAUUUUUAGUAAUUGUUUAAUAAUAUCCCUUGAUAUGUAGGCCCUUAUUUAUAAACAAUGUUACAUAAACUGCUUGUAUAUACAACAGAUGUUCCUAGUGAAGUGUGUAUAGGCUGAACGAGUUAGACAGUGAGAUUUUUAUUAAAAGCAGAAUAUAUGAUGCCUUUGCAUAGGCAAAAGAAAUUUUUUCUCCCUAAAAUUUUGCUAAUGCUUUUUUAUAAAAAAAAAUUUUAUAGGAGGGAAAAAAGAAAUGUAUGUGGAGGAAUUAGAGUUGAUGACAGUAAUAUAUUCGUAUUCUGUUUGGUAGAAAUAAUUUUUUUUUUUUUCUGCUUACAGCCUCUCCCUUGGGGAGAAAGGCACCAAGGAGUGGGGAAACUGUUCCCGGUUUUCAUUUUAGAAUAUCUUAUAGUGACUAGAUUCUCAUGAAUAUAAAGCAGCAACAAGUGUAUAUUUUACACCUGUUCAUCACUGACUAGACAUUUCAGAUAGUGAAGUCUGGUGGUUGCAGUGGUGGUGCUGAGGAGGGGCAGUGAGUUCUGGCUUAUGGAAAGGAAAGAUAUUUUAGGUAUUUAAAUGGAGGCUAUCAGCUUAAAACAUAACCUGUUUCCAAUGCUCACUGGUGCCGUUUAAAAAAUGCUCAUCAAUCUAGUUUAAGUUCAGCUGUAAAAUCGUGAAUGAAUGCAGGCACAUGAUUGUGUUGGUACUGUAGAUAUUUAUACAUUUACACAUACACACACCCCAAUAGGCUUCUUGGUCAGGAGGAAUUUGGUCUCAGCAUUACAUAAUAGAGUUUUUUGAAUUGGCAAAGUGAAAUUAAAUUGCUAGUCUAAAUCGACUUAUACUGUACUGAAUCUGAAUUUUAGGCAUUUCUUAAGGAUAGGUUUAACUAUACAGCUGGUGUCUGUGUUCUCCCUGGCCUGUGUCAGUCUUAUAAAGGUAAAGUUCUCUGAACUCCAGCUCAAUAGGGUUCUUCAUGGCUUUACAUGAAGUAGACUUACGGUCUUAAAAACUGAGCUCAUUAUUAUUUUUCACAUUACCAAAUCAAAUAAGACUGACAUGGAAAUGAAUCAUGUAAAAAUUAUAUGCACAGCUUCAAGCUGUUCUUUUUCUGAUACGACUUCUGAGAGUCAGCUUGAAACUCACUCAACAGUGUUAAUGGUAUUGGCUGCCCCAGACAGUUCUUCUUAGGAAAGAUAGGCAUUACUAUCUAGUUUCUUUGGAAAAAGUUCCUAAAAUAGAUUUUUUAAUGAAUUUUAAUAGUUAUAAAAAGCCUCAGUCAUGGCAGGGGGAAGUGAAUUUUGUAUUACAGAUAAUAGCAUAGAGCAGAAGAGAAAGCAAAAAUUCAGUCCUCUCUAUUGAACCUACCAAUAAAAAUGAGUUUCUAAUAUGAAUUCCAAUAGAUUACACAUCAAUUAAAAAUAUUGUAAUUUUCUCAAAUAAUCAUGUCUCCUUGAAGGAAAUAGAACCUAGGGAAUUAAGAAAUAGCUAGAGAUUCUUGAAGCCUCCCUUCCCACCUCCUGGUAUGUGACAAAGGAAAUCCAUGCAGUGCUCUGUUUAGUUUCUUCAUAAAACAUCUCCAGCUGCUUACUGGUAUAUAAAGAGAAAGAAUUUCUGUCUUUAAAAUUAUUUCUUCUGAGCGAUAUCAGAUAGUAUGUAAGUACUACAUUGAGAAUAAUGGAAAGGAUUCAAAUUAUUUUUUUUCUCAACUAUUAGAUGCACUAAAAUGUAGGAAAUUCACCUGCAGUCUUCCCAGUCUUAUCUUUUGGUGAGAUGUCUGCAAUGGCUAUCUUUUGGGGUAUUUCAUUUUUAGAUCUACUUUUUUUUUUUUUUUUAUAAAGCUAUAGCAGUCAACAGUUUCCAGCAAUUGCCAUCCAGUGACAAUGGUAUCUCUAUAAACUUAAAAGAGGGAUUCUGCCCAAUCCUGUGGUAAUAACUGUACCAUCACACACUUGUUGAAGGCCACCUCAGUCCACAGGUGCUUCCUGGUCUCCAACACCCAGUUUAUUCUGGGCUUUGUUACCAUACUUUGGGGAUGAGCACUGAAGAGGUGCAAAUUGACAAUUGAAAGCACAUCUGUUAUAUCAUCAAAUACUAGGUGUGAUAAACGAUAACAUUCAAAAGGCAUCUUUUAUGAUUUUACUUGCUAACAAGGCUGUAAUUAUAACAUAUGUCACAAAAGAGAUAUGGUGGGGUGAUGCUGAAAGUUGAGGGUCAUUAAAUGACCAUGAUUCUCAUGGUCCUGUCUGCUUUCCUACUUUUGGGAAACCACCCCUGAUUAACCUCGUGAAUAUUAAUGAUUUUGUGAUUUGUUAAGGAGGUCUUUGAAAGAAUAAACAGGACUGACACUAAGCUUUCUGGUUUAAUUCUUUAUAAAGAUUAAAUAUAGUUUGGCUCGUUGGGGUUAUGCCCUGAAUGAACUGGCUUUGGCUUUAAAUGAAUUACGAGGAUCAAGGAGAAGAAUGUACACACACACCCUGGCCACGUCCUACUGAUUACAGGCUGGGUAUUGGGAUUUGCCUUUCACAGAGGUGAAGUCUUACAGAAUCAUGGACUUCAGAGUUGGAAAGGGUGUUUGAGAACAAACCCCUCAUUUUUUAAAUGAGAAAAUGAGUUUCCCGAGUCACAUAGGUAGAUAAUUGCAGUCUACUACCUAGGUGUCUCGACUCCUGCCCAGUCAGCUUGUUGCUUCUCAAGUGACUGAAGAGUGGUAACCCAUCCAAAAUGUAACAGUCAUCUGAGAUUUUGUCAAUCCAAUAUUCAUAUAUGGUGACAAGUAGCCUCUCUUAAAAUGUAAAUAUUCCAGGGAGCGUUAAAACUGUAGUUACUAAUGCUUAAAAAAAAAAAAAAAUUAGUAAGGACUGCCUUUCAACUAACAGAAGUUGAAAUCAGCCUACUGAACUAGCUUUUUAAUGAUGGAGGAAUAAGUCAUUUUGAAGAAUUGCUUUAAAAGAGGCAAGUAGGCCUUACUAAAUUGAGGGAUUGGAAGCCUUAGAAAAUUGAGGGAUUGGGGAAAUAGCUUGAAGUCAUGUCAAGAAGAGGAAUUUAAGAAAUGGACAUGGGAAGGCACUAAAAGCAAACUUUGGUCCUUACAGUUUUUCUGAGGUUAGCCUGGUAGUGCCAUCUUUAUAUGUGAAGGAUAACGUACUUGUUUUACAUUACUGAAUGCUGGAGAGAAGAGAGUGUUGCUUUAGUUUUGUGGUUAUAGUUCAUAUAUUUCCCCCUACUAAUUUUUUUUUUUUUUUUUGGAAUUGUAUAUGGAGUCCCUGGGUGGCACAAACCAUUAAGUACUUAACUACUAGCUGAAAGGUUGGUGGUUUGAACCCACUCAGAGGUGCUUCAGAAGAUAGGCCUGGCGAUCUGUUUCUGAAAGGUCACAGCCUUGAAAACCCUCUAGAGCAGUUCUACUCUGCACGUGUGGGGUUGCCUUGAGUCGGAAUUGACUUGACAGUAACUAAUAACAACAUCAAUUAAUUGUAUAUAAUAGUUCUUACCUUUUAAAAUGUUUUCAAGUUGUUAAGCUAGAGCUAAAAAUAGCUUUGUACUUGAGUAGUUUAUUAAAAGUUAAGUACACCCACUCACUAAACCAAAUGAAAAUUGAAUCUUAAUAGAAGACUUAACUGUUUAUUCUCAGUAAUUAUCUAUUAUUUUAGGCCAUCACAUUGAAUUUAUGAGAAUGCUGGUUUUCCUUUUGUAUGUUCACACAACAUAGGGAACCAUCUGCUGCGAUGAAAUUAGCAAAGUUUAACUUGGUGUUCUUUGGGGACCCAUUUAAAAUCAUUAGUCAAGGAUAGAUUGAUAAUACGCUUUAUACAGUUUUAUGAACCUUGUCAUGGGAAGCCUGUUAGCUGGAGUAGUCUGCAUUCAUAUGCAUCUGGUUUUAGCUCUACAGAGCUCUAUGAAUUUUAUUUUAUUUUAUUUAUUACUGGAGAAAGUCUACUAAAAUAGCCUGACCCCUUAGGCCGUGCCCUUCCUGUCAGUUUGGAUGUAAAGGUGUCACAUUUUCUGGAACAAAGAUAAUCUGCAGUUAUGUAAUAUAGCUGUCGAGUUUCCCAAGUCCUAUGUGGACAUGCUAGCAAUUACAGAAAGAAUUGUUCAGCUUGAUGAAAUAGUUUCUGUGCUGCUUAUUUUUAAACCUUAGAACCUGGUUCUAAAUGUGCUAGAGAGUCUUUAUACUUUUUUUUGAGCUGAUACGGACUUGGUCCUAGUAGGGUUCCUGCUACUGUCGUUAAAAAAUGAGAGAUGAAGCAAAACAUGGCACAGAUGGAAGAGCUCAAGUCACCUGAGAAUUUGAAGAGGUUUAAGGUAGAGUGCUUGUGCUUUCGUACAUUCUAUAAUCUCCCUGGAGGGGAGUGAGAGAGGGAGGGUAUCAGCUUUAUUUUUUAUGUGACGGUAUGAGGUACAGACAGGUCAGAUACGACAAGCAAAACCAGGAUUAAGAGCCCUGACUGGUGGAAGAGAAUCCAAACUCUACUAAAUAGAUCAUACCUUUUUUUUUUUUAAAGAUAUAUCUAUUCCCAUUAUUUUGAUUUGCUGUGUUUUUGAGGUGCUGCCCUGUAUUAACUGGUCACUCCUCACAAAUUACCAAUUUCCCAAAACAAUAGUUUGUGAACUCGUAGUGGGCCUCUUUAUAGACAUGGAAUAUAAAUAAUUACAAUUGCUUAUGACUUAACAUAGCUUCUGCAAACUAACUUAGGAGCCCUGGUAGUUCAGUGGUUGAGAGCUCAGCUGCUAACCAAAAAGGUGAGCAAUUUGAAUCCGCCAGCCACUCCUUGUAAGCUCUAGGGGGCAGUUCUACUCUGUCCUGUAGGGUCUCUAUGAAUUGGAAUCUACUCAGUGGCAAUGGGUUUGCUGUAUGGGUUUUUGCGAACUUUAACUGUAUGUGUUCAAAUUUUAGGUGGAACUUUCUAUCUUAGCUAAUAAAUACUAAGAGUCCACAGCAUCCAUAUGAAUUGCUAUAGUCAUCUGGCUGGAGCAGGUGCGAGUUAUAGUCCAGAUCAAUCUCUUGCUGACACCCAGGGGUUACACCGGGUUAAAUGAAACACCUGUGGCCUUCGUAUCUCACUGUGGAGCUGUUUAUUAUUCGUGUAUGCAGGCAUUUAAGACUUGACUAUCAUUUACAUGAAAAUUGAUACCAGUAAAGACGAUUAGAAUCUAUCAACAAAUGAAUCUCAGUGGUAAUAAGGCACAACCUGAAAAUGUAAUGGAUUUACAGUUUUUAAGAAUAGAAAGGGAUACGACUUCCCCCCCAUUAAUAAGAGUAAAGAGUUGGCUAUUUAACCAUGGUAGCACUCUCUGUUUAAUUGGUUACUGCUGUUAGAAAUGUAAAAUGAACCAUGUUUCUCAGUUUUUGACAGCUUCUCUGUCAUCAUCCUUUAGGAAUGUUUCUCCAAGUGUGAUUCUUGAGCCCCUUUCAGGUGGCUUGUGAGUUAGAUUACAGUUUAUAAUUUGAUUAUUUUCUUUUGUGGCUGGCAUGAACCAGAGCUUACCGACACAGUGAUUUAGAGCUGAGCUCAUUGACAUCUCGUCUUCAUGUAUGCCUGAUGACAGUAUUUUUGGCAGUUAAGCAGAUAAGGAAAGGUGGUCUCCAGGGUGUCAGUGCUCCUACAUAUGCACAGGACUGCAGCUCUAGGGCACCCGAGUGGCAUUCAGAGAAAUGAACGGUUGUCUAGUAUCAGCUUAGAACAUAAUGGCUUUCUCAUAUUUAAAGUGAUACUUUAGAUUUGGACGAUGCUUUGACUGGUCACAUAUACACACACAGAGAGGGAAUCAGUCCUGCUUGGGAAUGCUGCAGUGCCUCGCAGGUAAUAAAAAAUGCUUUCCUGCCAAGGUGAUGCUUUGGCACAGCUAUUACCAGGAAAAAAAGUGGAUGUGAGAAUGGAGGAGAGGCAGAAAAACAGAAGAAAAUGAAAACUUACUGAUAAUAAAAAGUAAAGCGUUUUUGCAUAAGUACAUAAGAAAAAUUUAACAUUCCUAAUUCUUUUUCAUGGAAAUAAAUUUCACCUGUGAAAACCAAGUUUAGCACCUCCACUACAACAUGUCACCGUCAAACCUCCACGCACCAAGCGUUUCUUAAUUUCUCUACUCCUUGCUACCCAGAGAAAAAUGCUUUGCUUUAAAUCUGCAUUUGAUAGCCGUGAUAAUUACGCUAUGUAUAUUUCAGCAAAUUUGUGUUUGCACAUACCCUAGGAUCCCAUGAUUAAAGGAGAGAGAACUUGGGUGAGUGCCAGAACAGCGGGGGACUGCAUUAGAACCUCCAUAGGAUCACUGGGGUGCCUGUUAGUCUACUGGCCCAGUCUGUCGUUACAAGUAGAAACCUUUCAGUUUAGUAGGUUCACGACUGAAACUGUUGGCAGUUUUUAGCUUAAAAUAUAUUAACACUUAUGCCCAUGAGUGGAUAUGUUUCUAUGCUUUCAUGUAUCAUUGCUGCUUGAAUGUUUUGUGUUUUAGUGAUCAGAGUUUAAUUAAUGGAAACUUUUAAAAUAAGUAAGUAAUAAUUUAUAUAUUGGGUUUUAAAUCCAGUAGGAUACCUCACACUCAGUUUUGCACUUUUAGUAGGAUAAUUUUUUAAGGCAUGAGGUAUUAAUUAAUAGGAUGCUUGAAUCUCUGGAUCUAUACUGGUGUUUUAUCAUACUCAAAGCACUCUGGGUGUCUGCGUUUUGUUUAAAUGAAUGUAUACACAUUUUCUCGAAAGUAUUCACCGCGUGUUCACAAUUGUCAGAUUAAUCAGCACAAUUGAAAGUAUCCGAGUGAAGUUUCAGUUAGUUGUCUAUGAAUUUUCUUUUCCACGUAAAGAAUGCCUUUCCCCAUGCUGAAGCAUUACAAACAACUCCUUUAUUUCCGCUUUCUCUCCGGUCGAGUGGUCCACCAUCAACAAGGCUAAGGAGACAUCUGUGACUCCAGCUAUGAAACACAGAAGCAGCUAAUUCUGACUACAUUGAAGCAGAGCACACACAUUUGAAAAGAAGCAUAAGGAAGUAUACAACAGCCAUGCAUAAAAGCCUUACGCAACCAAAUCCACCCGUGUUUAACACUCGUCUAUUUUCUUCUUUUGAAAGAAUAGGAUGAACUCAUGCUCAAAACCUUUCUAAGGCGUGAAAAUACAUCUGUUUUAUGUGGCACUUCAAAACAAGUUGGCACAGAAUGAAAAAU